Messenger RNA from Zea mays, 1838 nucleotides. Its product is annotated as heat stress transcription factor C-1a. The record is from RefSeq and is a predicted model, not a curated record. Gene Ontology annotation, cellular component: nucleus. Gene Ontology annotation, molecular function: DNA-binding transcription factor activity; RNA polymerase II cis-regulatory region sequence-specific DNA binding. The transcript is spliced from 2 exons. NCBI's taxonomy places the organism in Eukaryota, Viridiplantae, Streptophyta, Magnoliopsida, Poales, Poaceae. Gene Ontology annotation, biological process: cellular response to heat; regulation of transcription by RNA polymerase II. Bases 177 to 1223 code for a protein of 348 amino acids.
CCUUUUGAGAGAAUUGACCUCGAUCCAUCCACAAACCACGGGCGCUUGCCUGCUGCGUGCUGAGCGGAGCGGACGGCCGGGGCCGACGACGGCGCUGAAGGCGAGGCCCGAUCGUGUCUCCGAUAUAUAUAUUUGCCAUCGCCCGCCCGGUUCUCGUCAAGCCUUCCGGCCGGCUGAUGAUGGACGGCCUCCACACCGACCUCGCGCUGGGGCUGCUCGGGUGCGGCGGCGUCGGCGUUGGUAGUAGCGGACGAGGCGAGCAGCUCCAGACAGCGCCCUUCGUGGCCAAGACCUACCAGAUGGUGUGCGACCCGCGGACGGACGCGCUCGUCCGGUGGGGCAGCGAGAACAACAGCUUCGUCGUCGUCGACCCGGCCGGCUUCUCCAGGCUGCUCCUCCCCUGCUUCUUCAAGCACCGCAACUUCUCCAGCUUCGUGCGCCAGCUCAACACAUACGGGUUCCGGAAGGUACACCCGGACCGGUGGGAGUUCGCGCACGAGUCGUUCCUGCGUGGCCAGACGCACCUGCUGCCGCGCAUCGUGCGCCGCAAGAAGCGCGGCGAGGGAGCCUGCACCUCCUCCGGCGGCGAUGCGCAGGCGCAGUACGCGGCGGCGGCGGCCGGCUGCUGCAUCAGUAUGGGCGGCGAGGACCAUCGUACGGAGGGGGAGGCGGAGGCGGCGGUGCUCGAGGAGGUGCAGCGGCUGCGGCAGGAGCAGACGGCCAUCGGGGAGGAGCUGGCCCAGAUGAGCCGGCGCCUGCAGGCCACAGAGCGGCGGCCCGACCAGCUCAUGUCCUUCCUCGCCAGGCUCGCCGAGGACCCCGACGGCGUCACGCGCCACCUCGUCGAGCAGGCCGCCGAGAAGAAGCGCCGCCGCAUGAUGCAGCUCGCCUCCCAGCCCGUCCGCCGCCUCCCGCCUCCGCCUCCGCCACCGCCAGUACUCCACCACCCGCUGCUGGCGCUCGGAGGCGCCGCCGCCGCCGCCGCCAAGGGCCUGGACGGCGGCUGCCAAUGGGCGGAGCAGAAGAAGCCGUCUGUCGUGCUCACCGCCGCCUUCGAUCAUCCCGCCGCCAGCUACUGCGGGGCGCAGCAUGCUGUGCCGAAUCUCGGAGGCGGCAACGGCGGCGGCGGCAUCAACGGCAUGGGCCUGACCGCUGACGAGACCGCGGUAGAGACCACGACGACCCCCUUCCCGUUCUGCCUGCUCGGCCAGGGUUUCUUUUGACCCGGCCGCCCCCGUAAAUCAUGCACGUGCACGUUCUACCCGUACGUAGCCUCGCACCUGCUGCUCGAUCUGCACAUCAUCGUUCUGCUUCCUCUGCACAUCGCCAUGACAUCUGAUGUUAAUUAUCACAAAAUGAGCACAGGCUAUUAUUGCAUGCUACUACUGCAUGAUCUAUUGUAUGUAAUCAUGCAUUAGUUCUAGCGAUUAGCCCUUGCAUUUGUUUGGUUGGACCUGGACAUCAUACUAGCUAGUCGUCGUCGACGCGAGAGCGCGCGGCACACGCGCACUGUCAGUCGUCUGCCACUGCCCACAUCUUCGUGUCCUCCAGUGCUCUCAGGGGAUUAAACUAAGAUCGCCGCAAUUCGGCGCGCGUUACUUUCGCUGCAAAUUGACUUCUGUCUACCUGAAAUGACUCACUUUAGCUUGUUUACGCAUCAUAUGCGAUGCUGGCGUAUGUGAUAGUGGUAGUGGUACCCCGGUGGUGUGGUGGUGCAACCGCUCUAGCUAGUUUAUGCCUCGGAGAUGCUUUCCGCGGGGCCCACGGCUCAGCCAAUAGGAAGCCGAUGUGUAUCUAUUGGUCCAGAUGUCGGUUUCGGUUAUGAAAACCUUUGUAUU